Messenger RNA from Diuraphis noxia (Russian wheat aphid), 881 nucleotides. RefSeq names its product protein C10. NCBI's taxonomy places the organism in Eukaryota, Metazoa, Arthropoda, Insecta, Hemiptera, Aphididae. The record is from RefSeq and is a predicted model, not a curated record. Gene Ontology annotation, biological process: post-embryonic development.
UUCCAUCAUCAAAUUCAUGUCUAAAUUCGACCAAUUUUUGUCAAAUUAGAUACAGUGGAUAUAUUAUAAUCUUGUACUUCAAGUUUCCAUUGCAUAGAUAUUAGAUUAUUAGAUAACUUCCAGCAGACGUACACAUCCAAAUACUGUACGUCAUAAUAUAAUUUAUAAAAAAUAUAUGUAUAUACUUAUUGUAAGUACCUAUAUCAUAUUUUUCAAAAUAAAUUGAAUAUUAUUCGAGGUUUUCCUUAAAAUAAACGAAGUUGUUGAACUUAUUUGGCUAAUUUCUGAUUUUUGACUUCAAAGAAACGAUAAUGACAACGUCUCUACAGUUUGAUUCAAAUACUAUGAGAGUUAUUUUGGCUGAGAUUCUGGAAUCUCUUACAACCUGUGAAAAUGCRUUGAAUUUAGAAGAUGCUAAAAGUAAGGCUGGUAAUGAUAUGCUUAAAGUUAUGCAGUAUGUUUAUCCAAUAGUUGUCAGCACUCAGAUGGAUGUAAUAAAAAAAUAUGGACUUCCUGAAGGACGUGAAGGAAUAAUAAAGUUUACCAGAAGUGUAGUUGCACUUGAAAAAGAUGAUAGAGUAGUAGCUGAUCUUCACCGCCAGAUACGAUCAUUUUAUUUACCACCAGUCAAUGUUUCAAGUGCUGUGACUUCGCAUGUGUAGAAUAAUUAUUUAUUUAAAAAAAAAACUCUUUGCGAAUGUUAAAAUAUUUGAAAACUUUUAAUAACUUAAUUUUUCUCUUUUAUUAAUAACUUAAAUUUAUGAUUAAAUUGUUAUAUAAUUUUUYACUAGGUUUACAUUUCUAAAUUAAGUAUUAGAAUUUACUAAUAAAAGAAUAAAUAUUAUAACCAUUAAAAUGUAUUACACAACUAGUUGUAUUAU